Messenger RNA from Fonsecaea multimorphosa CBS 102226, 810 nucleotides. RefSeq lists its product as uncharacterized. The record is from RefSeq and is a predicted model, not a curated record. Bases 1 to 810 code for a protein of 269 amino acids. NCBI's taxonomy places the organism in Eukaryota, Fungi, Ascomycota, Eurotiomycetes, Chaetothyriales, Herpotrichiellaceae. The transcript has a single exon.
AUGGCUCGUCACCUUUCUCGGCAGCUCGUCAACACCGACGACGAUGCGCCUAUUGAAAGGUUCUUCCCGCAUGGUCCGUCUGGCCUCGUUUCUCCAGCCCCUUCGACACCGCGUCACAAUAGCAACAACCAAACGCCAAUCGCUCCCUGCUGUUCCGGUGGCGGCCAUCAUGGCUGCGGCUGUGGCUGCCCGGGGUGCUGGUGCCGACUACGAAUGCAUUUCAAGGACGAAGCGAACCGCGAGGUCUAUGGGGGUCAGGGGGGCCGUGGUCAUGGCUAUCGUUCAGGCAUGCCCAGUCCCGGCAUUGGCGGCCUUGACCGAGCCUCUUCCUCGUCCUUCGAAUCCUCCUCGCCGCACUCCUCGAGCAAUGGAAGCUUCGACAAUAGUUUCGAGGCGUCAGCCCCGCUUGAUGGGCAUCACCCUGCUGCCGCUGCUGCCGUCUCUGCCGCCGCCGCUUCUGUGAACACCCACGACGCACAGCUUAUUCUGGAGCCGGACGAGGACGGACCUCACCCCUGGCAUUCGUUCGUCGAGCGCCGCACCGCCAGCAGCAGCCUCGACCACAUAGGCGACUCUUCCGGCAUGAUCGUACCUGGCCUCAAUGACGACUCUGCCCUGACACGCGGGUCUCGCUCCAGCGUCGCCGAUCGCUCUACCCUGUCGAGCCAGUACGAACCGUCGUUCAUGCCACAGCAGAACAGCGCCACCGCCAGCCAGAUCGUCGCACAGGCCGGGGCUGCUUUCGACGAAGUCCCUGCCUCUUCGUCGUCUCUUCACGUUGACUCCUGCGCCUCACCCCCAAUUGACUGA